GGCAGUAUCCUCCAAUUUAAAACCAUUUACUCAAUCACUUCAUACGGUGAUCGUCGCGAAAAUCAAAGUUGGCAAUGCUUCUAGCAAUCGACAUAUUUAAUAUGCUCCAGCAUCAAUAUAUCGCAGUGACCUUUGCGUGCGACAAAUUGACCUUUUUUGCAAACAAGACCACACAGCCAUCGCGCUACACUAUCCCAAAAUGUCAUCCCAAAGUUUAGUACGUCCCGGUUUGACGACGCCCUACGCCGGCAGCCUUCCCGAGAUAAAGUUACGCCUGCGAAAGAAAGUUCCCAAACUCACCGCAAACGAUAUCCGGCGGGCACGUAUUCCGUACUACGAAGCAAUAGCCAGUGAGCUGUACGAGGAAGGUUUAGUAAAUGCGGCCUUCCUUUUGCUGCAUCUGAUCGAGUACGAAGAUGCAAACGUUGGCCGAACGUCUUACGCGUCGGUAGAAAGUAGAAGGCUACGGAAUAGUGAAACGUUGCUAAACUAUUUGGGUGGUGCGCUCGCCAAUGCGGAAGGUAGCAAACGCGAUCAGCAGUACGAUCGGGAAGUAAGUGAACUGCUGGCAAUUGCACGCCAAUUGGAACCGGAUCACGAGAAACGAUGGUUAGCAAGGCAAUUCUUCAUGAUUGCGCUCGAUCGAUGUAUUGACUGUAGUUGUACGGCGCGUGUUAAGAUCCAAUCUUUGGUGAGAUAUUAUUUUGCAAAGUUUCAAAUCGAUCAGAAACGACAUCUAGAGGCCAUGAAGAUGUUGGAGCAAGCUGAUGCAGAGCUAGGAUCUCAGUGUGGCGCGGUCGAGGUGGAAGAUUGGAAAACGUUAGACGACAAUGGCGAACCGUUGUUGAUCGCCAUUAAUACUUUAUUGUUUGUGUGUAAUCGUAAGCUUGCGGAGGAAACGGUAGAGUCUCCAGCUUGGAUAGCAGAACAGUACAUACGGGACGCUCACAAGGCGGCACUGAAAACUUUCAAGACAUCCAUUAUGGCUGAAUCUUAUCAAGCUUAUGGGGAUUUCCUUGCUCGAAAAGGAAGCCAUGAGGAGGCACUGGAGAUGUACCGGAACGGAUUGCAACAGGCUGAGCUUCAUGGAGAAAUGCAGGAUCUUGCUUGUUCGGUUGGUUUAGCACAAGCAAUCUCAUACCAGAAGCUUGGUCAAAUGGUGAAAUGUGAUUCAAUGCUUCGACGUGUCGAUCGCAUGACGAAAUCCGAAGAACAGUCACUUAAUAGAGGACAUUACUAUCUGACAGCUGCCACCCUGCAGCAGGAAGACGCCAAGGCCGAUCCCGUACAGAUGGACCAGCUGAUGAAGCAGUUGCGUCUGGCUGUGAACAUUUUCGAGCAUUUUCGCCGGAUGGAUAAGUCACUCGAGGCACGCUGUCUCGAGGGGCUGUUGCGUGCCGAACCCAUGUUCAAGGAGUACGUCAACCUGCUCCCGCCAGCCAUUAGCACUUCCGACGAAGCACUGUAUCGUGUGAUCGAUUGGGUCGGUUUCUAGUUGUUCGUUCUGGAGGUGUUCAAGAAGAAGUUGUUGUCUAGCGAGACGGGAGGAUCGCCCAAGAUCUAUUGCGAUGUUGCAUCUUUUACGAUCUCUCACCGUCGUCUCUGUUGGGUAGUAAAAUUUUCUGUCCAUACCAAUUAAUUAAUCAAACAAGACUAACACCUGAAACAGCAGGGACACAGGGUUUGAAGUUUUUGGAGAAGAUUACUUAAUCCCUCAAAUACCAAAGUUUUUGGGUGAAAUGGUACUGGUUUUUUUAGCGUAUUUUCUUUCCUUUUUUGUUGGGCAAGUUCAUUCGCCCACCGAAUCGCAAUCUUCCACCUGAUACCCGUCUCCAGCUGGUGCGAUAACAUCAAAAUGUUUUAAAACUCGCCGGGGGUCAUCGAUCGAAACAGUUCGAGUUUUCCGUCCUGCUGAUGAAGAUCGUAUCGUGUAAUGUGUUCCCUUCCAUCAAAAAAAAAAAAAAAACCAAAAGCUUGCCUCCCACUUCGAACGUCAGGUAAGCGUCCGCGCGAGAGACUUUUGCAUCCUUAGCAACGUUGGUGGCAUUUCUAAGUUGUCUUUACUAUUCCAAUUAGCAUCGCCCCGGUCUCCCGGUGCCGGUUCGGAAUGAUUCCGCUUUUGCUAAUUUGUUCCCUCUUCUCUCUCGCUCUCUCGCUCUCCACCUAUUUCCCAAACACCUUCUGAUUGUCCCCGCUGAACUCAGAUCCUCUGUGCUUGAAGAUUAUGAUGAAGAUGACGAAGUUUAUGAUGAUGAUCACGAUAUGAUGGUUAGAAAUAAAAGGGAAUCGAAGAUGGUGAUGAAUCAAUUUGAA
This is a messenger RNA of Anopheles funestus (African malaria mosquito), 2313 nucleotides long. RefSeq lists its product as uncharacterized. The record is from RefSeq and is a predicted model, not a curated record. NCBI's taxonomy places the organism in Eukaryota, Metazoa, Arthropoda, Insecta, Diptera, Culicidae. Bases 200 to 1495 code for a protein of 431 amino acids. The transcript is spliced from 3 exons.